AUGGAGUACAGCACAAAUAACGAGCAUUGCAAUACGGAAAUUUUUAUAAAUGGCUCUGCGAUUCCUCUCAUCAGCUCUUCCCCAAUCCGGAGACGAGAAACCCAAGCAAACAAUAAAGCAUGCGCCGAGCAGGAGAAAGAAUGGACGACAGCGAGAUGCCACCGAUUGCUACGGGCAUUGACAUCUAGGGUAGCAAUUUUAAAGAAAGAGCUUUUGGUCAUCUCUGGUACUUCGAAAACUCUACCCUCUACGUCUGAUACAGACAAGAAGAUUAAACCUCGAGCAAAGACGAGUUACCCCAACGACGAUACGGACUGGAACCAGGGAAAGAAGAAAGUUAGGCGCACUUACUCUGGUCGCUUGGGACCAAAAUCAGGAAUCAAAGAGGCCCCCAAAACACCACGCGCUCGUGGAGGAACGAAGAGGAAGUGCGUUCCGGGGGAAAUCUUAGUGCCUACACCAAUUCUUACUCGGGCAAGGGGUACGAAUCCGGCGGAUACGCAAGAGCUUCUAUCAGCAGAUUCCAAAGGAAGGGAAAGCAAAAACGCAGCAAGAGUUUCUUCCAGUCGUGGAGAUAAAGACCUUUUGGUGGACGAAUCGAUAAAGGAUCUCAGAAAAGCCCAUGGAUUCCAUCGAAUUGGUACUUAUGACGGAAUUUAUAACGGAUUGGAGACAUUGUUGACAUCUACAAACCAAGGAAGGCCGAGAAUGCGGAAGGGCGCUGGGUCAUUGAUGUCUAUGUGCCUAAAGCUAGUCCCUAGAUACAUCGAACAAGAACAGGCGACAGCGCUAGCAUAUGAGGAAGAGACAGGCACGAAAUCCGCUAUCAACCCUCGCGAUGUAUCCAUGGAAAUCUACGAUGACUUGGAGCAAUUUGGAUCUGUAGGCCAUGGUUGGAGGCCGUUGAGAGUUAUAGUUCGAGCACAUGGAAUAAAGGUUCUUCAAGAUGCGAUAGCCGGUGGGCUGUUGGAUAUUCUAUUCUGUGGAGUACUGGUAAAUCUUUGCAUUCAAAAUGCGGCCCAUGAGGAAGCUGCAUCCUUGAUAACACCCUUGCUUUCUCUCAGUCGCUUUGCGGCUCCAAAGUCCUUAUACGAUCCGCUCCCUACCGCGUUGACAAUCUUGUGGAAUUUUGCCAAUGACACAGCAAAUUUCUCAUUUCUAUAUGAACAGCUUGCGAACAUGCUCUUACAGGAUCUUCUUCCUCUUGGGUGGCUUGCCACCAGAGAGUUUCGGGUUAUUUGGUCAGGAGUCAUGCAAAGGUUACCUCCUAGUGGCGACGAUUCUGGAGUGCUUUCAUUUUUGGAAGCUGUUGUUCCAGCGCUGGCUGGAAUCGCCUACUCGAGCAACAGACUUGCUGGCAACUUUGCAGCAGCCGUUGACUCGACUUAUUCCAGCCUUUUGACUACAUUAUUGUCCGUCACAAUCCUUAGUAGCGAAAAAGUCAGCCCGCUAGAUUCUGCCGAUCAGGAUAUUCAAAGUGAUGGAUAUAAACAUAUUGGUUCGUUGUUGGAAAAUUCAAUAAUGCGGUAUGACUUUUUAUAUCAAGGAGGAGAUAAACUUCUCUUACUGCUGGCAACGACUUUUUUUGCUAAAACGCAGGAGCGCCAUGGAAUGGAUUUGGACCAUUCGAGCGAAGCCCUUAAGUUCAGGUUGCAAGAUUGCCUCGCUGCUUGUGGUGAUGAAGAUGCAAUUUUGGAUGAUCUUGCUGUGUUCAUUUGCUCAGUGGCAAACUGCUGCGGCCGAGCAGCUUCGGGGAGGGGCUUCGAGUAUUUGAAACUCCUUCACGCUUCCCUCGAGGAGUGUAGUGGCAAUUCUUGCUCCGCCCACGCAUUUCAAGAAAUAAUCGUCAAAAGCGCAUUCACUUUCGCUAAUGAUACACCCGAGCGGGAGCAAUUGAAGUACGCCUCUGCUCUGGAGGCAAAAUACUUCAACAAAGUCGACAGUGACCGUUUACACUCCGCUGUCAAGAAGCCAAAGGCUGUGAGAUCUGGAUUCCGUUGGGAAGAUGGCAUUGGCGAAUGGGUGACAGGCACUCCUGUGAUUCGUCGCAAUGGAUCUCAAACUAUCAACACUGAGCCCAUGUCGCCACUACCAGCGACACGUCUUUCCCACAGCCCACUUCCACAAUCAUGCUUAGGAGGCGGAAAUCAGAACCCUACGGCAGCCACAGAAGGAUGGCUUAAAAGCUCUCUUCUUGCGAAGAAGGGCCAAGCAGUGUCACGAAUUGUCCAAAUGUCGGAAAGCUCUCGAUCAACUGCAAGCGAAGCAAAUGAGGUUAACGACAGCACCGAUAUGUUGCCCAGUGACAGGGAGGACUUAGCUGCCGAGGAUCCCGAAGAUUCGUUCUGUUCCAGCGUGCCAUCACUCAUCUGGGACGCCAGCGAAACCCCGCCGGUAAGAAAGUCCAGAACCAGAAAGAGGAAAUGCCGAAACGAUGACAACGGAGAGGAACAUUCAAUAUUCUGUAUGGCCAGUCCCUUUACCUCUGUACCUUUGUCUCAGAAACUCGUUGCCUCUAUGAAAGCAGAUCCACAGGCCAGCAAGGCUACGAGAGCGCAGCGUACGUUAUCGAAUGCUAGUCAAACAUGUCAGAUCGUUGAUGACAGUGAAGACGAACUCAGCCUCCUUUCAGAAUCACGAUCUCAACAUGUCUCUUCAAGCCGUAGUGUUUUGUUUACUGGCGUGAGUCGGUGUCAAGUCAAGAGAAGACGAACGUCGAAGCGCCAAAUUCAAUCAUUGAGUAAAGACGAUGGGUGGUCGGAGGAUGAAUUAUGUAUUUGA
Messenger RNA from Glarea lozoyensis ATCC 20868, 2781 nucleotides. RefSeq lists its product as uncharacterized. The record is from RefSeq and is a predicted model, not a curated record. The coding region runs from base 1 to 2781 and encodes 926 amino acids. The transcript is spliced from 2 exons. Lineage: Eukaryota; Fungi; Ascomycota; Leotiomycetes; Helotiales; Helotiaceae.